This is a messenger RNA of Frankliniella occidentalis (western flower thrips), 4076 nucleotides long. RefSeq lists its product as uncharacterized. Gene Ontology annotation, biological process: intracellular signal transduction; mitotic cell cycle; protein phosphorylation. The coding region runs from base 375 to 3929 and encodes 1184 amino acids. Gene Ontology annotation, cellular component: cytoplasm; nucleus. Gene Ontology annotation, molecular function: histone H3T3 kinase activity; ATP binding. Lineage: Eukaryota; Metazoa; Arthropoda; Insecta; Thysanoptera; Thripidae. The transcript is spliced from 11 exons. The record is from RefSeq and is a predicted model, not a curated record.
CCGCGGCCCGCCGCCGCGCCGCCGCUGCCGCGCUUCUUCCUGUCUGCCUCAAAUUUCUUGCCAUUACAUCCCGUAUUUUUUCCAAAUGGAUUUUUUUUCUAAGCCGUUUUUUUAUAUUUGUGUUUCUAGUUGUGGUUCACUGCGUGGCUAUGAGAGUUUUCGUGGAUUCAUGUCCGUUUAGGUUGUCUGUCGCCCUACGUCACGUCGAGCGCCCAAGCGUCACUCGUCACUUGAACUUGUUGCGUUGCGUGGCGUUUAGUUGUAGCGUCGAUCAACUGGUUCCGUCACACACUAUGAACUCCCUCUAUUUUAGAUACUAGGUCCAUCUGGAUUUGCGGAUCCACUUUGGUUCUGGGGUAUGCAACAGAUUAAACAUGCCGCCAGUGGUGAACACCUACGGAGUUCGUAAAAAGAAGAGCAGAGGUCUUCCAAAGUUUAUAUUGAGAGAAGCCCCUACCACAGAUCUGUUUGAAGCAUUAAGAAUUGAAAACAUAAAGGAACCUAAAGCAAUCGCCGAUGCCAAAAGAAGAGAGAGGAGGAAACUUAAAACUGUUCAGAAGCCUGCUGUUCCUAAACCUUUGUAUCCACUCUGCAAUCCAUCGAAUGCUGAUAGCGCUUUUGAUAAACUUUUGGAUAGCAGCUCUGAUUUCUUAUCCUCUGCCAUCAAUAGCUCGCCCAGAAAUGUUUCAAGCUCCCCCGAUGUAUUUUACCAAAAACAUGAAGCGAGAAGAGACACUGAACAUUCUCAAAUAAAGCCAUCAAAGUUAUCAUUGAAAGGUUUGAAUGGUGUUAAUAAGAAGAGGACUGUCAAGAAAAGAAUAACAAGAGAAGACAGCCUAUUUGCUUUAUCAUGGGAGACUAGUCUUGAGGCUGUCCCACUUGCCAAAAGACUAAGAGCAAACAGGCAAAUUGCGUUUGCUAAUAAGGAGAAUUACUUAAAUGAUAGUAGUUCUUCUGGUGAAGAUUCGUGUGCCUCAUUCCCAGUCAAACCACCAUUCAGUACUUGCACUACUUCUGUUUCACCAGAAGUUUCGACUUGUGAGGAGAAGCCUGUGUCUCCUUUGUCACCUAUUCUCCCCCUGCAUGGUUCUACCAGCACUCCAUGCGAGAAACUAAGGGUGGAGUUGUGGCCUUCUCCCAUACCCUAUAAUCAAUCGAGCUCUGUAGUAGAGCAUCAUGCAAAUGUAUUUAGUAACACAAAGAAACAGGAAGAAAGUAAGGACAUGUUCAGCUCGUUUGAGCAAAAUGUUGGGGACUCCAAAGUAUUCUUAAAUGACUGUGCUGAAAGCAAUAUGCUGCAGUCUUUUGAUUUUGACGGCAAGAAAUCUUUUAUCAAUGCAUCGGAAGCACCUGUUCACAUUGAGACUUGGGAAAAUCGGCAAUGCUCACUUUCAGCUGAUCUGUUUCAAUCUGAAACUACAAAUCCAUCAUUUUCACAUCCCAUUCAUGCUGAGGAAAGUUGUCUGAUUUUAGAGCCGGUUACUGAUGAAGUUGGUCAAGUUGACGAAUCUGAGUUCAUCUCUACUGACUUCUGUAGUCCUUUAAAGAAGAAAAAUGGAGUUCAUUCAUCUGAUGGUAAUGCUGCAUGUUUAAAUGGAGUUCAACUCAAUCCACUGAAGUCUUAUGAGAACUGUAGUUCCUCUGAUGAAAAGUUAUUGAGUCUACCUAGAAGCAAUGAAGAAAAGCCUCUUAAAGAUUGUUAUGUUGUUAUUGAUAGGUGUGACAGAAAUGAAUGUUUCCCAACAAAUUCAAACAAUACAAAUGAAAGUUGUGAUAAUUUUGAUGAUUUAAGUGUGAGACACGAGGGACACAAUUCCAAGUGCUUUACUGCUGUAAGCUCUGGUACACCCAUUGCCAUUAGAGAUAUGAGCCAUCUUCAGCUUGAGAAAGAUCUAAGCACUUGCGCAGGAUCUUUAAAAGAUUGUUAUAUUGUUUUGGAUAGAUGUGAUGCUAACAAUUGUUCUCCCACAAGUUCGAGGGGGAUUGAAGAGAGUUCUGUGAAUUUUGAGGACUCGUUUGUGACAAGUGAUGGAUGCAAUUUUGCCGCUGCUGAUUUUGAGACAAGCCCUGCUACAUCUGUAAAAAAUAUGAGCAAACCUCAGUGUAUGGAAAAUAUUAUCUCUUAUCUGGAUGAAUUGAAACUCUCUCCAAAACUUAUUGGAUGUAAUAACUCAGAUGUCAAUGGACAAUUAUCCAUUGAAGAAAAAUCAUCUCUUCUUAAUAUUAAUUCAAUUUUGUCAGAUGGUGAAAGUAGUCCUAAAGAUGUUACGCAAACAAGUUCAAAGAUGAUUAAAUCCCCAAGAAAUGUAAGUGGCAUCAUUUUGGAUUAUGAUUGCCAGACUGAUGCACAAAGAGAGAGUACAUCAAAUUGUAGCAGGACUGAUGCUCCUGUUGAACAAUGUGUACCUGUAGAUGAUAUAGCACUGAAAAAGAAGAUGGCCGUGAAAACUUGUGAUAACUUUGAUAGUGAGGUUCUUCUACCGAGGUGUGAUUUACCAGACCAACCACCCGAAAAUUCAUUUUCCAAACUGAGUAUUUCAAGGCCUUCAAACUGUAGAUUAAGCAUUAACCCUGAAACAAUUGUCUUAAAGCCGGGAAAGCAGUGGCGUAGAUCACUGUCCAUUCUUUCUAAAAUCAGGACAAGUGCUGGGGAGCUGUCUGGAUGUAAUAGAGAAUCCCUUUCUUCAGAGGACACAAAAUUAAAAGGAAAACUCUGGGAGUCAGCUGUUCAUUCAGUAGUCCAGUUGCAGCCGGUCAAUGAUGUCAUUUUUGAAGAUAUUGAAACAAGUAUUAUUUCUAUCAGAAGUAGCUUGGGUAGGCUUAGUACAUCUGCUGGAGUCUGUGAAAACCUGACAGAUUCAGUCACCUCUGUCUCAUCAAAGAGUGGUGUUAAUUUGAUGUCAGGUGCUGCUGAGAUAUUUAAGAGAUGUGGUCAAGAUGGACCAGUAUCCUUCCAAGACUGCUAUCUCCCAAGCAUGAAGAAAAAUACAAAGAAAAUUGGAGAAGGUGUCUAUGGUGAAGUUUUCUUUUACUCUGGUAGUUCUCACCGUCUCCCCUCUGUUAUCAAAGUAAUUCCAAUCGAAGGUUCUGUUGAUGUCAAUGGGGAACCUCAAAAGAAGUUUCAUGAAAUUCUCUCCGAGGUCUGCAUUGCUCAGGAACUCAGUAACCUUCGAAGAGGCUCAGGAAAUGUUACUUCUUCCUUUAAUGAGGUGCAAGCAAUCCGCUGUGUGCAGGGCUGCUAUCCUCAAUGGCUUCAAGAUUUGUGGCAUGAGUAUGAUGAGACUAAAGGGUCAGAAAAUGAUUCUCCUGAAAUGUUUCAAGAAGAUCAGUUAUAUAUAGUUCUAGAACUUCAAAAUGGAGGCAAAGAUUUGGAGAGCUUUAUUUUUAGCUCAGCUGAUCAAGGAUUGGCUGCAUUUAAACAGAUUGCUGUGUCAUUGGCAGUGGCCGAAAAGGCAUUGAAUUUUGAACAUAGGGAUCUUCAUUGGGGCAAUGUACUAAUUUCUUGUACUAAGGAGAAGACACUUCAUUAUGUUUUGAAUGGGGAGUCCAUUAGCAUUCCAUCCAAAGGCAUUGAGGUAUCAAUUAUUGACUUUACAUUGAGUAGAAUCAACGAUCCGUGCUCAGGUAGACCUGUAUAUUUUGACUUAGCUGGUGAUGAUACAUUGUUCACUGCACAAGGAGAUUAUCAGUUUGACAUUUAUCGAUUAAUGAAGGAGUAUUGUGGGAACAAGUGGGAAACCUUCACCCCUAAAACAAAUGUUGCAUGGCUUCAUUAUCUAUUGGACAAGUUGUGUACAAUGGCUCGCUACAAGAAUAGGUCAACUAAGCUUCAUAACAAAGCACUGAAUAUAUUACUAGAAAUGAAAGAUACUGUAUUGAUGUUUGAAAAUGUUUCUACAUUUGUGAAUUGUCCAUUAUUUUCUAAAUAACAUACUAGUUUCUCUUUUUAUGUACCUUGAUUUUAUAUUUUUGAUUUGAUCAACCUUGUAUUCUGUUAUUUGUAUGUUCUAAACAGCUUGUUGCUUUCAACUAGUCAACAGAAGCACCAGGACUGUUCAAAUAAAAACAACAACUUA